GGAUGCGCUGGGUGACCAGGAAACAGGGUUAGAGAUCUCGUGAGUGAAAGACAUUCAUCCCUACAGUAUGGGUUAAAUUAACCAUAGAAAUAUAUUCGCAAUGGAUGAGCCAAAUAUACUGAGGCGGCGUGGUCUACAGAAGGAACUGAGCCUUCCACGCAGAGGAAACAUUAACCGGAACAAGAGGAAGAGUUUGGCUCCCUCACCUACUCUAUCAAGACCGCUCUCACCCCUUCCUUUGCAAACUGGCAGCAGUCCUCUGGACAGUCCCAGAAAUGUCUCCGGCAGUCCUUCGGUCAAUUUUCCAUUCAUACGGAGACCAGACACACGAAGGUGGUCCGUGGCAUCUGUCUCCUCUGGAUAUGGAACCAAUCCACCCAGUUCUGCUGUUUCAUCUUCCUCCUCCUCACAGGAGCUCCUGCACCAGCUGCCCUCCCAGCCCACCCCAGAUGACCUCCAUCGCCUCUUCAAGCAUUUCAGGAGCUCAGAGAGUGUGGCAGAUGAGGAUGGACAGCCCUCGCCUUUCCGUCCUCGCUCGAGGAGCCUUAGCCCUGGGAGGACAUGUGGCUCUUUUGAUAACGAGAUUGUGAUGAUGAAUCACGUCUACAAAGAACGGUUUCCAAAGGCUACGGCUCAGAUGGAGGGGCGUUUGCUGGCAGUGAUUGCAGACUACUCCCCAGACAGAGCUCCUCCUCUUGCCGAUGGAGUGCUGGGCUUCAUUCAACACCAGCUGGUCGAGCUCGUCCGAGACUGUCUGGAGAAGUCCAGAAAGGGGCUCAUCACAUCCUGCUACUUUGUGGAACUUCAGGAAAAAUUAGACAAUUUCCUGCACGAGGCAUAUGAGCGCUCUGGCGAGGAAGUGACUGUGAUUGCCAAACUCGUGAAGAAGAUUCUCAUCAUUAUUUCCAGACCAGCAAGACUACUGGAGUGUCUGGAGUUUGACCCUGAGGAGUUUUAUCAGCGUCUCGAAGUUGCAGAAGACCAAGCAAAAAUAGGCCAGGGCAUCAAGACUGAUAUCCCCGAUAUAUCAUCAGUCAACUGGGUCUCACCGAGACCCCUGGAGGACAUGGUGCAGCUUGAGCACAACAACUCAGGCAGCCCAAGCAGAGAUCUGGAUGACACUGCAGAGAAUCGUCAGGGAACCACAACGCCUCGAAGAAAACCUCUGGAAAGAGACUUUGAGACUAUAAAGCUCAUCAGCAAUGGGGCUUAUGGGGCUGUGUACCUGGUAAGGCAUCGCGGGACACGGCAGCGCUUUGCCAUGAAGAAGAUCAACCGGCAGAACUUGAUCCUGAGGAACCAGAUCCAGCAGGUGUUUGUGGAGCGAGACAUCCUGACGUUUGCAGAGAACCCUUUUGUUGUCAGCAUGUUCUGCUCCUUUGAGACACGAAGGCACCUCUGCAUGGUCAUGGAGUAUGUGGAGGGUGGAGACUGUGCAAAUUUGCUGAAGAAUAUGGGUCCCUUGCCGGUGGACAUGGCCAGAAUGUACUUUGCAGAGACUGUUCUGGCACUAGAGUAUCUUCAUAAUUAUGGUAUCGUGCACAGGGAUCUCAAACCUGACAACUUGCUCAUUACGUCGAUGGGGCACAUUAAACUCACUGACUUUGGUCUGUCUAAAAUCGGUUUAAUGAACAUGACCACAAACCUGUAUGAAGAACACAUGGAGAAAGACACAAGAGAGUUCAUUGAUAAACAGGUUUGUGGCACGCCAGAGUACAUCGCGCCAGAGGUCAUCCUCAGGCAAGGUUAUGGGAAACCUGUGGAUUGGUGGGCCAUGGGUAUUAUUCUUUAUGAGUUCCUGGUGGGCUGUGUGCCUUUCUUUGGAGACACACCAGAAGAGCUCUUUGGCCAGGUGGUCAGUGAUGAAAUUGAGUGGCCAGAGGGUGAUGAUGCAUUGCCUCUUGAGUCUCAAGACCUCAUCACAAAACUGCUAAGACAGAGUCCCAAAGAGCGCUUGGGAGCUGGAGGGGCAGCAGAGGUCAAACAUCACUUUUUCUUUCAUGGUCUGGACUGGAGUGGACUGUUAAGACAGAAAGCGGAGUUCAUUCCACAGCUUGAAACUGAAGACGACACAAGUUACUUUGACACACGUUCUGACCGUUACCAUCACUCUGAGGAGGACGAUGAGACCAACGAUGAUGAGUCUUAUCAGGAGAUCAAGUUUUCUUCCUGCUCGCAUCGCUUCAGCAAGGUGUACAGUAGCACCGAGCAGCUGGCUUCUCCGUCCAACUUGAGCCUGUCCUCCUCUGAGCGGAGCUGCAGUGAGGAGAAGGAGGACCGGUGGGACGGUCAUUCAAUGCUGUCUCCAGUUGAAAACCCAAGACAGCUACCAAGCAGCGACAGGAAGCAGGAUUCCCACAGGGGCAGUCCAAGUCCGAGGCCGAGAGCAUCGUCCAGUUCCUCUCAGCCUGAGAGGGGCACUAGUCCCCUAAUUUUGAACAGCACUCAGAGUCUUGAGGCCAUGCCACACUUUGCCUUUCCUGAGGAUGAGGAAGGUCUUGUGUCAAAUCUCCGGCGAAUUCGUCUGCGCAGCAACUCCACUGGAACAAGACCUACUAACCGCAGGGACCACAAGGGUCCGCGUCGCCUCGGGCUCCAGCAGGAGACCCCAGAGAAACCACGCUCACCAUUUACAUGCAAAGUCCCCAAGUCUGCAUCCGUGUCUGGCCUUUCUCUCAUCGUCACAGCAGAUGACAUCCCUGGUGGGCUCCAGACAAGCCCCAUGUCUUCACACUCCCUCUCAUCCAACCCUUCAUCUCGGGAUUCUUCCCCCAACCGAGACCUCUCUCUUAGCAUGAACAGUCUUCGUCCUCCUGUGGUCAUUCACAGCUCUGGGAGGAAGUACGGCUUUGCACUCCGUGCCAUUCGGGUCUACAUGGGCGACACUGAUGUCUACACAGUGCACCACAUGGUCUGGAGCGUUGAAGACGGCAGUCCUGCUCACGAGGCCGGGCUGAGGGCUGGUAACCUCAUCACUCAUGUGAAUGGAGAGUGUAUCCAGGGUCUGGUGCACACCGAUGUGGUGGAGCUUUUGCUGAAGAGUGGCAGUAAAGUGACUCUACAGACGACUCCUCUUGAGAAUACGUCCAUUAAAAUUGGGCCUGCGAGAAAGACCAGCUCCAAGGGGAAAAUGGCACGACGCAAAAAGAGCAAAAGGAAAGAGGGUCAAGACAGCAAACGGCGAAACCUUUUGAAGAAGCUGCCCAAACACAGUCCAGGGAUUCAGAACAGUCGCAGUUUCUCGGCGGGUUUUCAGCACUCACCUAACGACAGCCUGUCGACUCCCGACGCGAGCCUGUCUCCUGGGCCCAACACGCCGUGCAGAAGCCCAGCUCCAGACCUGUCAUGUGAUUCAAACUCUCCUCAGAGUUCCUCCCCCUGCUCGAGCUCUCCGAAUUCUCCCAUCCCUCAAAGUCGACCAAGUUCCCUUCACGUUUUGGGAUCCAAGAUUGGUCUCCGUUACAGCAAGGGAGGCCGCUGCAAGUCCACCAACAGUAUUCCCCCCUCCCCCCUCGCCUGCAAUCCCUCCUCACAGCCUCUGUCUCCACAGUGUUCUCCAUCGUCCCUCGCCGGAGCUCCUAAAAGCCUCCACUCGUUUCAUAAUAAGAUGAUGUCCCCUCCGACCAUCGUGAGACAGACCGUGUGUCCCCGCAGCGCAGAAUCACCUCGUUCGCCACUGCUGAGCAGGGUUCAUUCAUCCGAGAGGCCCUCCGGUGCUCAACAUGGAGACAAAAAGGCCUUCUCCACUCGAAGACACACUGUGGAAGUUCCCCAGAGCGAAGCAGAGGGACUCGAGUCACAAACUAGUGACAUUGCCUCAGGUUUUGUGUGUGUCGGCGACCACGCUAGACAAGGGUUGUACCUGGCUGGCCAACGGGCGAGGGACUCUGGCGGUGUGGUUAUGAGGAAGCUAAACUUGUCUGAGAGACGAGAUUCGUUUAAGAAGCAGGAAGCUGUUCAGGAGGUCAGCUUUGAUGACUCUGAUGACAAGGAGGUCACGACAUCUACACCAGUGCCAUCUCAUCCGCUUUUCAAAGCUGCGUGGAUCAGCACAAUGCAGGCGGAGGGAAGCUCUGAGACUUCGGCGAGUAAACCCGACGAGCUUGGAUCCAAGCUAAGAGAACAGAGGAAACCAGAGGAUGGCUGUUAGCCUUAGAUAAGUCCAGAAAACUGUGAGACGGGUGCUUCCAUUAUCAUUCAAAUCAGAAUCGUAGAGAAAACAGGAGUAGGGAGUCUUAGUUUAGUAUCAUUUAUUUGUAGGUUAGAAGUCAUUGACCUGCCAAACUGUCUUAUUAAAAGGAUAGUUUUCUAAUAAAUGAAAAUUCUGUCAUUUUUUUCCCACCUCAUAAACCUGAAUAACUUACUUUCUGCUGUAGAACAUUCACGAAAAAUGUCUGUUGUUUUUGAGCCCAUUUAACUUUCAUUGUGUAGACAAAAGCAGUCUUAAAUGGAUAGUUCACACUAAAAUUCUCAUUUACUAACUUCCAUGCAGGUCCAAAAGUCUUUUUGUUUUUUUUUUUUUGUAUGAAAAUAUCUUAAAGAAUGCAGGUAAUCAAAUAGUUAAUGGUCCUCAUUGACUUUCAGACCAUUUAUUUCCCUACUAUGGAAGUCAAAUGGAAACCAACAAGAAAUGACGCUAAAAUGUUAAUCUUUUGGGUGAACUAUUCCUUUAAAACAUUGUUGGCAUUGUUUGUGUUCCACCAAAGUAAAUGAUAUGACAGAAUUUUCCUUUUUGGGCAGAUUAUCCCUUUUAUGAAUUUGUUUUACCAGAUAGCACAAUAAACUUUUGUAGAUUUUGAAAGAUUUUAUUUAUUACAUUUGUUUUAUACAAGAUGGGAAUGGAAAGGUCAUACAGUAGGAUCGCUUUCUGAGAAUUUGCACACAUGUGGUCCUGCUGAGGUUCAAUUACUGUUGUCUCUUCAUUCUCAUAUCUCAUUUAUAUCAGUAAUAUUGGCAUAUAACGUCAUGUAACGUCUGAGUUGUCAACAAAAAGUAGUUAUUAUGUUGACUAAUAUUAUUUUUUUGCCAUUUUGCAAACUUGGAUGCAGUCUUGUGUUGGUUCGGUCAUACCCAAUAAUAUCCCAGCACCUAAACAACGACUUGUGAGAAGCCAUUUGGCCAAUGUUGGUAUUGUAGAGUAUCAUGUUUACCGGAGCAUUGUUGUUCUCGUUACUUAGAAAGAACAAAGUGGAUUAUGAAUACUAAUUUGGUCACAACUUUUUAUUUAUGUUUUGGAAUUGGUAUGUGUUAUAGCAGUGUUGUACAACUGAAAUCAUUUGACGUACGUAAUCUUUAACAAAUGGUUGCUCUGUCUUUUAGUGUUUUGUAGUCGGACUUGUGGAAAUGUCUGUUCUCUUGAAUUCACUCAACAGCCAUGUGGGAUGUUUUUGUGAGUACCCUAUAUAAAUGCCAUAGUUCAAAUCUGCACUGUAGCCUUCUGAAGUGUUGACAUCUGCUUGUUUGGUUACACAAAAAUUCAGUUACGAGUAACCUGAGCUUUCUAUGUAAUGGUUUGCUUAAACUGGACCGCUUCCUCAUUCAUUUAUCAGAAUUAAAGAGACAGAAGACGAAGUUUAGAUACUUGCACUCCCAGUCUGACUUGUCUUUCUCUUCUUCUUCUGUACUUCAGAUUUGUGUGGCACUGUUUCCUUAUUCACAUACAACUUUCAUUUACUUUUGUAUGGUACUGUGGUGUUUUAAGUUGAUUUUGUGUAGUUGAUCCAGUUCUUUCCACAGCCGUGGACUCAGAAAGAUCCUAGACUCUUAACUAAAUCCACUCACUCACAGUGUAUUUGUAAAGUUUAUUUAACCAUGAUUAAAUGUGUACAUAAUUGCUGAUAAUCAUA
This is a messenger RNA of Puntigrus tetrazona (Sumatra barb), 5846 nucleotides long. Its product is annotated as microtubule-associated serine/threonine-protein kinase 3-like. Gene Ontology annotation, biological process: intracellular signal transduction; peptidyl-serine phosphorylation. Lineage: Eukaryota; Metazoa; Chordata; Actinopteri; Cypriniformes; Cyprinidae. Gene Ontology annotation, molecular function: protein binding; magnesium ion binding; protein serine/threonine kinase activity. The record is from RefSeq and is a predicted model, not a curated record.